AUGGCCACGCAGACGCUCGAGACCAACGGUGUCCGAAUUGCCGUCGAGGGCUGCGGCCACGGCACCCUCAAUGCAAUCUACGCCGCCGUCGCGGCCUCUUGCGAGGCCCGCGGCUGGGAGGGCGUCGAUCUCCUCAUCAUCGGCGGCGACUUCCAGGCCGCCCGCAACGCCGCCGACCUCAGCGUCAUGUCCGUCCCCGCAAAGUACCGCGAGCUGGGCGACUUCUGGGAGUACUAUGCCGGACGACGCACGGCGCCCUACCUGACCAUCUUCACGGGCGGGAACCACGAGGCGGCGAGCCACAUGUGGGAGCUCUUUUACGGCGGCUGGGCCGCGCCCAACAUCUACUACCUGGGCGCCGCCAACGUGCUGCGCCUGGGCCCGCUGCGGAUCGCCGGCAUGAGCGGCAUCUGGAAGGGCUUCGACUACCGCAAGGCGCACCACGAGCGGCUGCCGAUGGGGCCGGACGAGAUCAAGAGCUUCUACCACGUCAGAGAGGUGGACGUGAGGAAGCUCCUCUUGGUGAGAGAGCAGGUCGACGUGGGAAUCAGCCACGACUGGCCCAGGGCGAUUGAGAGGUGGGGCGACGAGAAGGCACUGUGGAGGAUGAAGCCCGACUUCGAGAGGGAGUCAAAGGACGGCACGCUGGGAAACGUCGCGGCGGAAUAUGUGUGCGACCGCUUGAGGCCGCCCUACUGGUUCUCGGCGCAUCUGCACUGCAAGUUUGCCGCGUUGAAAAUUUACAAGGACAAGGAGCCAAACGCGACCGAGACCGCUCCGGCUGCGGUCGAGGAGGCGACACCCGCCCCGGCACACGGGCCGGUGAUUGCGCCCGAUAACCCGGACGAAAUCGAUAUCGACGGCGACGAGGAGAUCACAGAUGCUCCUGCUCCGGCACAGGCGAACCCGAACGAGAUCAGCCUCGACGACGACGACGACGAGGAGCAGCCCGGCAGCACCCCCAAGGAGGCGACGAGCAAGGAAAAGUCUACGGCCAAAACCUCUGUUCCCGACGAGCUCCGAGCCCAACUUCCCGCCUCCUUCAUGCGUCCCCCGCCGCAGCCCAAGAGAACGCCGGGCCAGCCCGUUCCCCCGACAAUCACGAACAAACAGGUCAACUUCCUCGCCCUCGACAAGUGCCUGCCCAGACGCCACUUCCUCCAGCUCCUCGAGGCGCGGCCGCACAACGUGCCGCCCGCGGACCAGCCCGCGCCCGCGCGCCCGUUCCGCCUGCAGUACGACCCGGAGUGGCUCGCCAUCACGCGCGUGUUCCACGCGUCGCUCUCGAUCGGCGACCCGUCGGCGCAGCCGAGCCCGGACCUGGGCGAGGAGCACUACGCGCCGCUCAUCGACGCGGAGCGCCGGUGGGUCGAGGAGAACGUCGUCGCCGCCAAGGACGGCGGGCUGGACGUGCCGCUCAACUUCGCCGUGACGGCGCCGCCGCACGUCGAGGGCGCGCCCGAGUCGGUGGCGCACCAGCCGUUCGAGUACACGAACCCGCAGACGUCGGCGUUCUGCGAGCUGCUGGGGUUGAGGAACCUGUGGGACGCCAGCGACGAGGAGAGGAUGGAGAGGAGGGCGAGGGGGCCGCCUGCUGGCGAGUUCAGGGGGCACCGGGGCGGCGGCGGCGGCGGCGGCGGUAGGGGGUUCCAUCGGGGGGGAGGACGGGGUGGUCGGGGACGUGGCAGAGGAGGGGGCAGAGGCCGGGGCAGAGGUUGGCACUGA
Colletotrichum graminicola M1.001 is the source of this 1725-nucleotide messenger RNA. Its product is annotated as lariat debranching enzyme domain-containing protein. The record is from RefSeq and is a predicted model, not a curated record. Gene Ontology annotation, cellular component: nucleus. NCBI's taxonomy places the organism in Eukaryota, Fungi, Ascomycota, Sordariomycetes, Glomerellales, Glomerellaceae. The transcript is spliced from 2 exons. Bases 1 to 1725 code for a protein of 574 amino acids. Gene Ontology annotation, molecular function: RNA lariat debranching enzyme activity. Gene Ontology annotation, biological process: mRNA splicing, via spliceosome.